Molecule: messenger RNA, 740 nt
Organism: Ricinus communis (castor bean)
Lineage: Eukaryota; Viridiplantae; Streptophyta; Magnoliopsida; Malpighiales; Euphorbiaceae
Exons: 5
Coding region: 218-433 (71 amino acids)
Source: RefSeq, a predicted model, not a curated record
GGUAGCUUCGAGAAAUCUCCACCGUGCCAAUCAACCUUUUGACGGGUAAAAUUAAAAUCCCCAAUCUACGAAGUUUGCUUCAUGAAUUAGGCGUAUUCGCUGCUUUUUAAUCGGUUCUGUAGGCGGAUUUGGAUCAUCGUGAGGGUUGAUUUAUAGUUAUCUUUCUUUUUUUCCAUCUGUCGUUAAUUGGCUUGAGGUGAUAAUUGAACAAGAGGCAAUGGCGGGUGGGAAUUUCAUGCACAGAGUGAUUUCUUACGUUGUCAAUGAGGUUCUUGUCAAUGGUCUUGCUAACAGUCCUGCAUUUCAGAGGUUCGCAGUAAGGACAUCUAGAAGGAUUGAAGAUAUCUCAAAUAUUGCUGAAAAAAAGAAGCGAGAACUUGCGGAGCAAUUGAAAGAUAUCUCCAAGAAUAUGGAUUCCUUCAAGAACCAGUGAUGUAUGGCGGUGGUUAUUAUCUUUGACUCCUUGUUUAUCCCACUAUAAUGGCGCGGGAAACUACAGAGAUGUGUAAAUAAGAGAAUGUCACUAUAAUGCUAGCUGUCAAGUUGAUGGAUUUAUAUUGGUGAAAGAUAUAGUUUAGGGCUUGUCUAGUCCUCUGUGUGGCCUGUAGACAUGUUGUGUUUUAGGGUACUCUUUUUCGAGAUGCUGCAAGGGAUUUUUGGUGCUGUUCUGGCAAGGGAUUUCUGGAUAACGUUAUAUGAACUAUUGAAUCAAUAUUAUUUUUCGGAUUUAGAUUGCACAA